Molecule: messenger RNA, 2198 nt
Organism: Schistocerca gregaria
Lineage: Eukaryota; Metazoa; Arthropoda; Insecta; Orthoptera; Acrididae
Exons: 7
Coding region: 1-1188 (395 amino acids)
Biological process (GO): centrosome duplication; centriole replication; regulation of cytokinesis
Cellular component (GO): centriole
Molecular function (GO): protein binding
Source: RefSeq, a predicted model, not a curated record
AUGGCCAUACCAGGGUUAAACUUCAGUCCUCAAGAGUACCAUGACAUGCUGGACAAAAGCACCAAAGCAAUGGCAAUGGAAGCAAAGAACAGGGCAUUGCAGUUGGAAAUGCAGCUGGGGUGGACUGAUGGCUACCAAGAACAAAAGUGUGCCAAGAAGUUGGCAGAGAAAAGGAGAGAAUAUGCGGCGGGGGGUGUCGCGUCUGCCGAGUCCGAGCUCUCUCUCGUGUCGGCGUCGCCCCAGAAGAACGACCCGAGUGACAAUUCUGCUUCUGACUCCACGUGGGCGGUGAGCUUCUACAAAAAGCUGUUCCCCCUGGAGAACGAGGACAGGAACUUCGACUCUGACUCGUCAGACGAGGUCGACAAGAGGCAGCUGCUGGGGACGGGGGGCUCGGGAGGCGGCACGCACAGCACGUCGUCGGACUACGUCACGGCACGGGAGAGCAGCGUGGUGCUGCUGGACAUCCCGCCCGCCCCUGGUGCCGACGAUAACCGGAGCGGCGGCUACCGGCUCGUUCGCCAGGGCUCGUACGUCCUGGAUAAGCCCAGUGAGGCACUGUUGGACCACCUGCAGAAACAGAGGACGGGCAAAACUGGGCUUCAUCAGCCUGUCAGACCUACAAAAGAAUCGUCAGUCCAGACAGCAAUAGAUGAGCUCGAGCUGCCGGACGUCGAAGACGACACUGCGGACCUGGUGGCGAGUUCGAAGGUGUCGGAGCUGCGGGAGAAGCUGAGGAAGAGGUUCGACGCGGCGAUGGAGGCGCUGCUGGUGAGGCAGCGGGCCGAACAGGAGGCGCUGGCCAGGUCAUUCCUGCAGGUGCAGCAGUCGGCACGGCUGCAGAUGAAAGCGUCGGCAGUUAUAAAUGCUGCCGUGAGGGGCUACCUCGUCCGGAGGCUGAUGAAGACGAAGCACGUGCAGGACCUGAUAGAGACCAUGGAGGAGAGUUUGAAAUGCAUCUUCGAAUUGAAAGGAGAGUCACUGAGGCCACUCCGUGCCGACCAGGAGCUGUAUGAUCGGCUCUUGCAGCAGCUGACUGCUGCAUGCAGUACAUUUUAUGAAACAUUUUUCGAUAUUUCUACUGGAGAGAGGAUGAAGAUUAUUGCAGCUGACAGGGAGAGGUUGAAAUAUCUCCAGCUAAAGGCAGCCUCUCUUGGUCUGCACAGCAUACGGCCUGCCACACGAUAGCAGCGGAUGGCGUGACAUACCACAUUGAGGUAUUGCCACAUGGAUUGUUUCAGCAGAAGAAGCCUGCCUGCACUGAAGAAGAUCACUGUAGAGUAGCCAAUUGCAACACGAGGUGUACUACUAUUGAAAAAUUUGCCGUUCUCUUGGCUGUGCUGUUUCUGUGCCUUUUUAAACUCAGAUACCACUUCAGACUUGCUAUACUCGCUAUAUAUAUGAAAUUACACACCUUCAAUAUUGUCUGCACAAAUACUAAAUGAGAUGUCAACAAUACACUUCAGCUCCACACCACACUCUAUUGCUCUCUCCUGAGUGACAAGCUGUAAUGAUAAUGUUGUACAUUUUUUGUACAACCAGCAUUUAUUUCACAAGAAUAGGUUACCAAAUAGUUCCUCACCUACCAAAAAUAAUUGUAUCUAGUCUAGUACUGACAUGCACAUUAAUUACGCAUUUAACUGCACGGUUGUCGCAUUUUUGCUAAAUACUCACUGUCGUUUGUCACUGCAGUCGGUGGUAAUAUUUAAUGAGUGCCUUCAUUAUAUAAGUUUUGUGCCUGUUUCAGUCACAUAGUCAGACUGAACUGUGGCCUGCAUGAGUAGAUAGCUGAAAAAAAAAAAGAAAAAAUGCAUUAGUUUUGUGUUUGUUUUACGAGGGAAAAGGAAGACGAGCAUCACCCUUUUAGAGGCUAAAUGUGAUGGAGUAAAUGGCUAUAAACAGGGAUACGAGCUCAAAAAGACUGAACUAGAGCUUAUGUAAUCCAAAGAUAAUCAAUAAUUCUUAAUAUACAAAGAAUUAUUUUCAUCGAAGCUUUCCACUGUCUUUCUGUGUGUUUGUAACUGUGUAAGUUGAAUUAACUGUACUUAAUUAUUCCUGAGGCUGUGAAUCUAUCAGUGCUUGUUUGUUUUUUUAUUUACCUUUUUUCAACUGUGGACAGGUUGUGAGAAUUUGGGACAGAUAACCUGCGAGAACAUUGCAGGAGUGUUCAGUCCAUUGUUAAGCCUGUUCCUAUCCUG